GUUGAUUUCCUUGAGCUCACUGCCACCUGUCAAACGCUGCAGCCUCACUCGACAAACACAAAGCAUCACAAUGGCUGUCGCAGCUCUCGAGAUGGCAGGCAUCGCUCUGUCGGUGCUCGGAUGGAUGGGGGUAAUCCUAGUCUGCGCCUUGCCUAUGUGGAGAGUCACAGCCUUCAUUGGCAGCAACAUCGUGGUGGCUCAAGUCUUUUGGGAAGGCCUCUGGAUGAAUUGUGUCAAUCAGAGCACUGGGCAGAUGCAGUGUAAGGUCUAUGACUCCUUACUGGCUCUUUCGCAAGAUCUGCAAGCUGCUCGUGCCAUGGUGACCAUCUCUAUUGCUCUGGGCUUCCUUGCUAUCCUGCUGUCCAUUAUUGGAGCCAAAUGUACCAACUGCGUACAAGACGAGAGUAUCAAGGCCAGGAUCAGCAUUGCCACUGGCAUCAUGUUCAUUAUCACCGGGCUUCUCACCCUGAUUCCUGUGUGCUGGACGGCCAACACAGUCAUCAGAGAUUUCUACAACCCUUUGCUGACAGAUGCCCAGAGGAGGGAGCUCGGAGCCUGUCUCUAUAUUGGCUGGGCAUGCUCGGCUGGUCUGAUUGCGGGUGGUGCUCUGCUCUGCUGCUCCUGUCCACCUAAGGAGGACACCCACUACUCUCCCAAGUAUUCAGUGGCAAAAUCCACAGCUCCCAGUAAGAUCUACGUGUAAUGGGUACAGGCACAGAUGCCAUGGCAACAGAAUCACAUGGACUGGGAUCCUCAAACAGUUUAUGAAAAAUUGGAAGAACCUGAUAAUCAGGAUCUUGUCGAAUGUGCCAGUUCAUCUUUUUAAAGUGUUUUUGUUAUUUUUUUUAUUUUCAGUGGCUUUGUAAAUAGUUCCUGCAUACUCUGGGAAAAGUUUUAUAAAGGCAAUUGAAGUGGAGAGCUUCAGGAGUGUUGGGAGUUUUGUAAAAGUGACCAGGAUUUGAAGAGACACUGAGUUGGAGUUUCAUUGCUGUGAACUGCUGGAGUGGGAAAGGCCAAAGCACAAGCAAUGACUGCUUAGGAUUUGAGCGUCUUUGAGCUUUCAUGGGGUUGUUAUUCACAUACUCAGUAGUCUUCUGCACUGGGUCUUGAACUGUGGGGGUCACAGUCACCAAAGGGUCACUUUGGUACCCUGCAUGGCCUCCAUCACUUAACAGACUUAUCCAUUCUAGAGCGACUUUUUUUUACGUAUUCCAAUUGUGCAUUGUGAUUUAUUGUAAAUAUUAAACAAAUGUAACAAACAAUGAUGCUUAAAAAAUCUUAA
This is a messenger RNA of Polypterus senegalus (gray bichir), 1282 nucleotides long. Its product is annotated as claudin-4-like. Gene Ontology annotation, cellular component: bicellular tight junction; plasma membrane. Gene Ontology annotation, molecular function: structural molecule activity. Gene Ontology annotation, biological process: bicellular tight junction assembly; cell adhesion. The transcript has a single exon. Bases 71 to 703 code for a protein of 210 amino acids. The record is from RefSeq and is a predicted model, not a curated record. NCBI's taxonomy places the organism in Eukaryota, Metazoa, Chordata, Cladistia, Polypteriformes, Polypteridae.